AUGAACGCUAAUGAUAACUUCUACAAUAGAUCAACACUUACUGAAUGGCUGACGAGUGAUGGCAAUGGAUACGAUGUGGUGGAAGUUGACACGAUACUUCUCGGAGAUCUUGUCAAUGCCGGCCUAAUUGCUCCGCUAGUUGAUACAUCAAUUAAUCGCUCUGAUUGGCAUUUGGCUGCUAGCAGUGCUGUCCAAUUGAAUGAAGCACUUUACGGUGUACCUCAUAUAAUGUGUGGACUUUUUCUUUUUACCCGAGACAGUACGGUAGCUUCAUUGACCACAAUAGAUCAACUGACACAUGCUCUAAAUAAUGCAUCGACAAUGGAUUAUCGUCUAGUUGGAAAUCUAGACUCGAGUUGGGACUUACCCGCUUUAUGGAUUGAUAGCUAUCAGAAGACAUUCUCUUCUAGAUAUGCACUAGCAUCAGCUCUUCAUGAUUAUCAUAGGGUUUCAUUCGUAACAAUGCGAAAGCUAGCUGAACUCUGCAAUGGAAUUAGAGGAGAUAAUCCUUGUCUUAAUGGAAGAUUUAGGGACGAUUAUGAUGGACCAGCUUUGCUAUUUGCAAAUAAAACGGCUAAGGCUAUGUUUGGUUAUUCUGAGCGACUCUUUCUCGUUCGCAAAAAUGGAUUUCCUGAUGACUAUCAGAAUAUAAACGUUGUCCCAUUACCAUCAGGGUAUCACGUUAAUCAGCAAACCUUUUUUACUGAUGCAUAUGUUUUUCGACCAAAUAUGUCGAUUGAUGUGUCCAAAGCCGCUCUAUUGUUUGCAAAAUUCAUGGCAACUCCCAAGAUGCAGGCAGCUGUAGUUGCUACUGGCGAUGGUCCAUGUCACAAUAGAACUCCCCGCUAUCUUCUUCCUGUGUCGCAGAAAGCCUACGAUGAGCCGUUGUUAAAACAAGAUCGUUUCUAUCAGCAGUAUUUCCGAACAUUGACCGGGGUGCCCUAUCCGACAGUCGGGUUUUUUAAUACGCGUCAAGCACUUCAAGCCGCUAUUUGGAAGUAUGUCAAAUCUUCUAUAUGUCAUAAUGCCCGAUGUCCGUCCGUCACCGGCUCAAAGAUCAAAGAUCAAAGGUCAACAGCCAAAGAUAAAAAACAUCAACAAGAAAAGAGUCACAGGUCCAGGGGUAAAGGUUAA
Rotaria sp. Silwood2 is the source of this 1134-nucleotide messenger RNA. NCBI's taxonomy places the organism in Eukaryota, Metazoa, Rotifera, Eurotatoria, Philodinida, Philodinidae. The record is from the annotation of a GenBank genome assembly.